AUGGCCUUUCAAACAUUGUCCGUUUUGGUUGUAGUGUAUGCAGAUACAAGCAGUGAGAAAGCAAAAUGUGUUAUAGAUGUUGGCAUUUUUUCUUGUGGUUUAGCGUUUGUCGAUUCCAAACUAGCUGAAAAGGCCGCUCAAUCACUUUAUCCUGCUGACACACUAGCAAACGGUAUAGGUGAUGCUUUUCGCCAUUGUUUUUGGAGUAGCUUGAUGACAGUUCAUAUUGGUUCGGAUAAAGCAAAAAAAAUUGCCGAUAAUCAUGAACUAUUUGGCUCUAAUUCGGUAAAAGAACAAAACAUGGAUUAUUAUAAUAAUGAAAUUGGACGAGAGAUUGGUCGUCAAAUUCUUCUUAGUGCAAUAAAACCUCAUGAACAAACCCAAGUAGCACAAAAUAAAUGUUCAAACGCUGUUACCACUGAAAUUCUACAACUAGCGCCUUGA
Molecule: messenger RNA, 444 nt
Organism: Didymodactylos carnosus
Lineage: Eukaryota; Metazoa; Rotifera; Eurotatoria; Philodinida; Philodinidae
Source: the annotation of a GenBank genome assembly